Molecule: messenger RNA, 18499 nt
Organism: Monomorium pharaonis (pharaoh ant)
Lineage: Eukaryota; Metazoa; Arthropoda; Insecta; Hymenoptera; Formicidae
Gene: C3G
Product: guanine nucleotide-releasing factor 2
Exons: 17
Coding region: 9024-12797 (1257 amino acids)
Biological process (GO): positive regulation of GTPase activity; Ras protein signal transduction
Cellular component (GO): plasma membrane
Molecular function (GO): guanyl-nucleotide exchange factor activity
Source: RefSeq, a predicted model, not a curated record
CGCUACUGUGGAAAGAAAGAAAGAUACACGAAAUCUAACAUAUGUAAUCUAUACAUAUGAAGAAACGUUUUCAAACGUUAGCAGAGUUGUAAUUAGCGUAUGGCAUGCGGUGGAACGUGCUUUCCUCGAUGAACUCCAUUACCGCAAUUAUUGCGCUCUGUAAAUUUUCAUUAGUAUGACGCGAUAUCAAGGAGCAUUUAAAGAUUAGCGGAAAUGACCAUUCCAUUUUCCGCUUCCUCGCAAUCACCGAUAAACUCCGCUUUGAAAAUUAUCAUUAAUUUGCAUAUAAUUUACGAGAUCUGCUACGAUAUAUACGUAUUAUUUUAUGGCUCUCCAUAAAAUAUCUUCGAUCCAUUUCGAAAAAACGAAAUUUCUUUUAGCGCUCGAGUUUCACAACGAGGAUAUUAUAUAAAUCUCGUUAAAAUUUCUAGUUUGCACGCGCAGGAAGCGAUUUAAAAGCUAUGACGGACAAGUGCUCAUAAAAUCGUGAUUUCCAUAAGAUAGAUGCUAAUUAAAUAAUAUGCAUGCUAAUUACUUCUCGGUCUAUAAAAAACUUUCAGCAUGCUAUCCUUGCACUUUCCCUUUUCCCUAAUUUAGCUUUUCUCUGGAAGACCUGAGGAGAUUAUUUUUAAAUGUGAUUACUCGUAAUUUAAUAUUGCGAAAAACAUCGGUAACAAACACAGGCUGUAGAAUAACUAGGUUAAAACGGAAAAGAGAUAUUCCUUAUGGAAAUAUAAGAUAUAGAUUCUGACUUUCUUUUUCUUUUUAACACAAUGACGAGCCUCUUCAUCAGCUUCUGCAUAUGAAAUUUAUCAAAGUAUAUAUCCACGCCAAAGUCGGGGUCGGAAGAAAAAAUAGGGAAAAAAGGAAGAUCGGUUAUGCUCGUUCCUGCGAGGCGAUCGCAAUAUUUCGAUUUCAUUUCUCGGACGACCGUGUGCUUCGCAAUUCGCAAUAUUUCAACGGUACACACGUGAUUUAGCACCUUUAUUGAAUUCGAUCUGUCCGCGCGCGCGCGCGCACGCUCGCGAACCGUUUAGAAACCGCAAUCAUGCGCAGCCAGUGACCGGCGGCCCUCCGCUCCUCCGGCGCAGCCCGAUCUGCCAAUAUCUAUGCAAAUCCGCGGCCGAAUGUUACAAGCCUCAUGUCAACCGGACCGAUGAUGCAGAGCCCGUGCCAGAAACACGCAUUCGCAACGCCAACGGCAGCGCAACGCCGACGGUGCACAUCCGCGGUAAACGUUAACUCAACGAUUCAUUAAUAUGCAACCGUUUUCGCGUUACGCCACGACCGCGCGAAAACACAAAAGGGGAGGAAAGAAGGGAAAAAAAAACCGCCACGGUGCACACACUGUUAUAAAACUGGUUCGCGCGCACGUGUUACCCAUUCAUCCUGCAAGCGCCUCGAUUUUUCACCUCUUCGUUUUAUUUCGCCACGCAAAUUUCGAAACGAUUACGAGUAGAGAGGAAGAUAGAAACUCGAGGUGCCUGCCGCUGAUCCGGAAAAAGUGUACAUAUUUGUAGCUCGCACACUUCCGUUUUACUUAUAUUUUAUUUUACAUUCGAGGUGUAUUUCGCGCGGUAUAUAAAAAAAAAACCAAAUGAUAGAUGUAGACCAAGUUGCUCGACGUGAAUGUUCAAUAUAUGGAGUAUUUAUUUAUUUAGUUUUACAGUAAAGUCGGAGUCGCAACUCGAUAUAUCGGGUUUUUGCGUUUCGCAUUACGUGUUUUACGCGCUUCGAGAGUUUCGAUUUGUUUAGCUCUCGGUGGCUAGUUUUAUUUAAAUAGGAGAAGAGAAUUGAUUAUUCGAGAAUAAUUAAUUAUAAUGAAAUAUUGAAAGUGCAUAUUCUGGGUCUUCGUACACGCGCACUCGGAUAUCUCGAUUCUCGAGAUAUCCAUCGAGACGGCGUAGACGCGAGGUAUUCACCGUCGUUUUCCUAUGCGGGCCAAUUCAAUACAUGCAGAUGACAAUGGCCUUAACGUCAGCAGCAUGAGCGAUACUUCUUCUCACAUACUAAUACAAUGCAAAUAGCCGGCGACGGUAACAGUGUCGCGUUAGAUCGUUGCGAAGAUUAUGCAAUAAACGCGCUAUCAAGUCUUUGUUUAAAAAAAAAAAAAAAAAUAUAUGUGAUGUUGGGAUGUACCGCUUUUGUAGGCCUCGUUCGUUUGAAAAUCUCAACUAUUGUACUAACAAUUUCUAUUUCGAUACACUGAAAAAAAAGGAACUCUUGCUGCGUUAAUUGGAAAUCUGGUAGAUUCAACUACUAACGUUUAUUCGAAAACGAACGAUUCAGAAUUCAAUUAGUAUGUUUGUUCGAAAAUGGACGAUUCAGAAAUCUUGUUUUACCAGAUAUAGUAAAGUCUAUCAAACGUUCUAGUUACAAAAUCUCGAGUCUUGUUAUAUAAUAAUAAUAACCAGAAAUUCUGUGCACUUUUACCAAAACAUAUAUAUAUAUAUAUAUCUUGUUAAAUAUAUUUAUAUCAUUUUUCUCUCAAUAUAUAUUUGAAGCAUAAUUUUUAGAAAAAAAUCAAUAAUGUUUGCAGAACCAAGUGAAACGGUGAAAACGUCGUCGUCCUUCGAGGAUUUCGGUCAGUUAUCCAUUGAGCGUUCACGAUUCAUUAAUUCCCGAGUGUGAAAAGCAUUAGUUCGGUCUCAAGUACGAUGACAAUUACUAUUUCAACGUGUACAUACCACAUUCAAUUUUUAAAAAAAAGCAAAACCGAAUUAUAGAAAGAUCCUCGUUCCUCAAGGAUUUGCGCGUUCACGGAUUAAUUCCUGAUAUUAGGUCGAUCUCAAGUACAAGAUUGGCAGUUAUUAUCUCGACUUGUGUUACAUUCAAAUCGCAGUUUUCACAGAGAAAGAAAAAGAACGAUUUAUUCUCGAAGAAUCGAGACGGAAAGGUGGAACGUCCUUGGCCUUCAAAAAAUUCUCGUCAAUCUCUCUUUGAGCGUUCGCAAAUUAAUUUCCGAUAGUGAUGAACAUCGGUUCGUCACCCUCGGGCUUUGCUUGGUCCGCAAAUAAAUCACGUCUUCUCGCUGUCCCGCUCGUCGACCCGCUCGUCUCGUAUCUCGAAAUAAAGAGCGUAAGAGCCGACCUCUCUGUACGAGGCUCUUUUGUCCCUCUCCUCCUCCACUUCCUCCUCCUCCACCUCCGUUUACCCUCUCACUCCCUCCCUCAUACGUCUUUUACUCGUCGUCGGUUCCUCUCUCUCUCUCUCUCUCUCCCUCUCUCUGACCCGUUAAAAUAGACAGGCUUCUUUCCCGGCCAAAGUCGCAGAUAUUACCGGCCAAUCUUGCGCGCCGACGGCCUGUCCGCGAGAAACGACAGUUUACCUCGGAUCUGCGGCGAAGUUGGUUCUAAACCGCGACGACGUGGACGACUCGCCGGUUCUCGGCUGGACCCGUCUGAUCCAGAUUCGCAAUUUCGCAGACGUAAACCGCGGGCACUUCGAAUUUCGCCGGGACUGGUAUAUGUUUUUAAAAUUUUCCAGUGAAGUUAGUGAACCUCUUCCAUUUCCCCCCUUUCAACGUGUUUGGUAUCCAAUUAAUUAUCGUUGGCAAUAAUCGCGAAUGCGGCUAUCCGCCUUUACAUUUAAUUACUUGUUCGACGUUUAUUUUUGACCGACGUCGGUUUAACUUCCUGAAUGUCAGUGCGACGUAUCGCUAUAUGCGUCAUGGAGCAUCGGGACACUGAAUGGGAUAAAUAUAAGAUAAAAGACCAGGGAGAAUAAUCGAUUGUUGCUAUUAUUCCGUCUAUUGAUAAUGUUAAAAAUAUAUUAAGAAUGGCGCGCGCUCGUGUGUAGGUGUGUGUGUGUGCGUGUGCGUGAGACGGGGCUCGGAAAUGCGACGCUAUCGCCGCGAGCGAAUAAAAGUCGCGCGUCUCGGUUAACAGUGAUGCGGUAAAGGGCACUGAAAUGUCAAUUCGCCACUCGGCGUUGCGUAAAGUAAUUGCGUGCGGAUCAAGUGGGUGUUUACCGCCACCGGGCAUUUCCAAGUGCCACGACCCGGACGACGAGCGACUCGUCUUUUCCGCGUGCUCUUUGCACAGAAGACGCGCGACACGUCGCCGGAGCAACGGGAACGCCGUCGGGCUGAUUAAUUGGCCGAUUAAACGGGAGGCAGUCGAAUUACGGAACCGCCGAUUAUGGACGUAAUACUCGCGCGCGCGCGCGCGCGCGGCUUAAUCGGCCUCUUUUCCCUUCGGCGUCUCCUCCCCUCGGUUGCUUACCGUACAAUUAAUUAAUGUGCGUGACCCGAGAGUGGAAUUGGAACGACUAAUCCGUCUCUUAAUUACUCUGUGCGGGACGAUCCGUAACUGUUUCAUUCCGUGAAACUUCGGCAGCGGUGAUGUCCCGCCGUUUAACGUCCUCCUCUGUCAAACGAGGAAUUGUUUGUAAAAAAAAGUCGUACGAAUAUUUUAUUCAGUUGAAUAGUCUGCCGAUCGAUAACUCAUGCAUUCAAGAGAAAAGACGUCGACCGAACUGACGCAAUCGAUUAUUAAUCGUAACUGGUCGAGUUACUUUUAAAUGAGAUAAUAUUCAGCUACGCACGAAGCGUUUCAUAAAAAUGUUCACUUGAAGACAACCGCAUAUCAAUUCGUUCGAGUCGCGCGCGCGGAGUUUUUCCGCCUCGCACAGAGCCGCAAUUAUUCAAUGUGGAGCGGCAAUAUAAUGCGAGAUGAUCUUAGAAUAUCGCGAUGUUGACGGCCACAUGGCAGACGUUACGUGUUGAAUGAUCAAGGAGGAACGAUCGGAUCAGAGAAGAAGGAUCGUCGUCGCGUUAGGGCUUAGGCGUUUAGUAAAUGUGAGCAGGGAGAAAGAGAAAGAGAAAGGGAGAGGAAGAGAGAGAGAGAGAGGAGGACCGUAUUGUGCGCUCGUGCAAGUUUACUCGCGCGUGUGACGUUAAUUAAUGCGCGCGAAAACGUUACCGUCGUGCAGAAACACGCAUCUCCGGGCAUCUCCAAGAUGACGAGAUUACCGCGCGGGCGAGAUAGGAACAUAAAGGGCAGGUCGCGAUAAAAUGUUUACGCACGAUAGAAUUUCCGCGAAUGCGCGAACGUGCAUUUUUAUUUCGCGGCAAUAAAACACGAAACGCCCGGAGAUAUUAUCUUUCAUUCGGUCGUACUAUUCGCUCCGAUAGCCCUACGUAAUUACAAAUUUGCCUGAAAUUAAAUCUACUUUUCGCACGCGCAAACGGAUUUCACCGUGUUCGCGUAGCACACGCGAGUCGACGAGAGUCGAAUUAAUUAUUCAGUUCAAUCGAGUCGAAUUCCUGGCAGAAUUAUUCCAGCGAAUUAUUCGAUUCCGCUCAACGGAAUGUUUUACGUAUAUAUACCCGUCUGUUUAUAUUGAAAUACGUUUGUACCGUAACGUUUUACGGCGGCGGCGUGUUCCUCCAUGUGAGGCGCGCGAUAAAUUUUUACGUUAUUACGUUUGCCAUUUAUUUUCGGACGUGAAGUCGGCUCGGUGAUGGCUCCGUAUCGUCGCUCUCGCCGUUUUGAAAACGUCGUCGUCUGCACGCAUGAUAAUUUUCAGACGCGCGGGGUGUAUCCCAACAUAACGCAGAUCGGCGUUAAGAUGCCAGGCAGUCUCCAAAAAUAACGAUGCGAGGAACGCGGCGGGAAAUGUAGGCGCAACUGGGUCGCAAGUUCAUCAGUGCUAAUUAUUGCUAAUCGGAACAUCUCGUAGAUAUUUUCUGAUUCUGCGUCUCGCCCAUGCGAUCUUUCGUGAUGGAUCGCAUAAUCGGUCGAAGUUCGUCAAUGUAAAUAUCUCGUACAGAUGAAAUCAAUACAUGUUAAGGGACGAUAUAAUUAAAUACAUUAAUUUGAACAUUUGAGUAAUUAUUAAUUGCACACACUAACAAAUUUAAUACUAUAUCCGGAGAAAAUUUUAUAGUAAAGGGUACUAUGGUAAAUAGUAAAUGCAGAUGAAGGAAGAAAUUGUGAAAAUUUUUACUACACUUUUUAUUAUAUCACAAUAGUAUUUACAUUACUUAUGUUAUAAUUCUCUGAAAUUUCUUUUUAUGGUUGCUACUGCCCUACAUAGUAAAUUUUAUUUUCUCGGUGUACAAAAGAAAACAUGAUAUAGAAAAGAAGACUAAUAUUUAAAUUGUUCGUAAUAUAAGAUUGACAGUUUUCUUCAUGAUAUUCUAAAUCUGGUCCAGCUAUUAACAGGUUUUAAUCAGCAUAUGUGUUAUAAUAACCUAUUAAUGAAACGUGAACAAUUUCGCGUUGGAAAACAUACAUAUUUGUUAUUUGUAUCGGAUCGAAUUGUUUGCGUGUUCCGUUCAUAAAAAUACGAUAUUUUUAAGGAGGCCGGGUUUCGUGUAAGAAAAGAUAUUGUUUUUCAAUCCCAGUUUUAUCAUCGCACAGAAUAGAAAUAUUUUGCAGAAAUAAAUUUCCUACGAUUUUAUAAACUUUUAUGUUAUCGAUACUUCUGUUUAUUGUAAUAAUGUAAAUUAUAACAAGUCAUUGAAACAAAUCUUUUCAGUCAAUUACCAAAUAAUAGAAAAAUUUGAUUAUACAUCGUAUUUUCAUAAAAAAAGUUUGUGCUUAUAAUUUUUGAAUGAAUUUUAAUACCACCAUGCUUUAUGCCUAAAAUUCGCGUCAAAGCCUUUGCUCACCAUUGUCGUGGACAUAAUUCUGAAGAAAAUUCGAUAAUUUUAUGGAGACGACAAGUAGUCCAGAAGAACUGUGUGUCUGGCCCUUGUGCUUACCGUACCGUGGCACGAGUUACACGACCGACCUCCUGGUACCAUAUCGGAUUAUACACAUCGUUUCGAAAGUAGUAAAAGCAAUGUAGGACCACCUUGCCGGGUGGUCGAAAGGCAGAGAAGAGGUCGGCUCUUCGCUCCAGUAAUCGCGAAUCGUUUGUCGUACAAGAUGAUACCCUAAGAAGUCCGAUAUUUUUCUCCGACCGACAUUCCUCCCGCGAAUAUGUGUCAAUCGCGUCUCCUCACGCGACGUUCUCACAAGUGUAUGCCAUAUAUGAACCUAACAGCUCAUAAACUAUGGACAGUUCUCAUAAAUAUUGAUUGAAGUCGAUUUGAUUCUGUGUCUUGUUCCGAGAACAAAAUUAGGAAACGAUUCAGCAGCGACGUCGUUUAAGUCCGGCACGCGAUUCUAAUAUACUUAAAUCUAAUAGGUUUUUUUAAGGUUCUCACAUAUUUUAUAUUCUUUAUGUGAAAAGCCUGAAGAUAUAGUAUGCUUUUUAUAAAGACUGAAUAUACAUAUCCAUAAAAAAUCAGCGGGAGAAAAAAAAACGAAUUAUGACAUCAUGAUGUAAAACAAGUAAUAAAAGAAAUUUAAAAAGUGCUAAUCGCCGCGAUUUGCAUAGGACCUUUCAAGACUUUUUUUUUACAAAGUAAGAAACACACGAGUGACAGUACGGAAAUUUAUCUGACGGUUAUCAGGUUCCGAAAGUUUGCCACGUCUCACAGUCACCGUCGCGGUUAAGUCGCAGCUGUGAACUUAGGGAACGAGAGAAAUUUUGAGCGCUAUCAGGCUACACGAGGGAGACUUCGAGGAAACGGGUCUGUUGCUGGUACUUGUCGCGACAGCCAUUUAACGGCGUCACGAUAAGUUUACGUCUGACAUAUAUCGCGCGAGCGACGCGGAAGCGCUAGACGCAGAAAUCGUGACGGAACAUCCGACGCGUUAAAAUAGACACCCUAGAAACUGACGCCUCGUAGUGUACCGGUACUAUCUGUAUCGCGGCAUAGUGCCCGAGGUCGUCGCGAUGCACGUAUCGCCGCACGUGUAUAUUUAGGUCUCCUGUCAUCGGUCUCCUUCGACCAAUCUAUGAAUCAAGAUUCAUAUGCAGAGUCGGCGGCUUUGCGGCGAGGGUGCCGUAAUAGAUUCAUUACUUGUCUUUCAAAGUCUAAUUCAGACCGGCCGGGCAAACGAGCAGACGCUUAGUGACUUGCUCGACGAAGUCGAACGGCGAGACGCAAAAGUAAGUUUACUCGCGUUCUUUUUUUCCCUCCACCGUCGAUCUGCAUCCGGCCCCUUUUGCAACUUAACUUUAAACUCGGUUUAACUUUCUACCUUUUUUUCAAUCCUUAGAACUAGAAGAGGAUGGAAAAUAAGUUAAAUCAGGGUCAAAGUUAAGCUACCUUGGUGUAAACGCACCUUAAACGUUUGACAAUAAAAUAAUAUAGAUUAUUAUAAUGUAGAGUAUAGAUUGUAUAAAUAUCGAGUUAGUUCUCGCCGUGAUAAAACGAACUGCAAAAUGUUCACGAAUGCAAUGUUAGCAUUAACGAUAGAUCAAAAGACGCGAAGGCAACCUGUAAAUCUCUUAGUAUUCUUGAAUAUUUGUGGAAAUAUAAGAUAUUUAGUCACAAUAUAAUUUCUUUUACGAAAUUCUCGUUGUUUUCAAUUAUUUUCCAUCGAUUACUCGAUAUCGCGAGACAUUAUCGUUUGAUUGAGAGACACGUGGUGAGCGACGGAUCGUCCCUGCAGACGCGUCCCAACGCAAAUCUUGUGGGGAUAGUGAAAACAAAUUACCUUUCGCGAGUCGAUUAUCCGUUUCUGAUAGAAACCGCUUGUCGCGAGCGGUAUUUUUAUGAUGCUAUAUUGACCACGGUACAAUGCAUUCAGAGUCACUCAAGCUUGCGAUACUCGAUAUUGUCUAUCGAUAACCGCAGUCUUGCUGUCAUUUGAUGCAGUUCAGUAUAAUAUUUGCAAGAAAAAAAAAACGGGUCUUCCGUUUUUCCAUGAGGCCAAUUAAACCAUACGUUUCUCAGUGGAAGGAAGAAGGAACCGAUAUCGAUCGCAAAAUCUUAAUCAUUUUGUUUAGCGCGCGUGACGCAACAUUUUUUCCCCUAAUUUUAUGAUUCACAUUUAGAAGAUGUAAUAAUUAUCUACGGCUAUAUUGUGAAUAUAGUGAAAGUGAGAUUGAACAGUGAAAGUGCACUAUGACAGAACAAGCGUAUGUAAAAAUGCAAUUCGCCGUCGUGCGAGUUUACGCCAAGAACAGCUACGCGAAGUUCAGUUUGAAAGAGACUGAAUUGCGGUUCUUAGCGUCAUAAAAUGCCGCAGUACGACGACAGUUUCCUCGACUCGCCGAGAUUCCGGCGGCGAACUCGCAGUUAUACGGUGCAAAAACAGUUUCUGCCCAAAUCGAAGUCUUUUCACAUCACGACCACACCUUUGUUGCUGGCCGUAACGAAUCACGCUAGGACUCUUUCUGGUUCCUUAUCGACCUGCAACCUGAAAGAAGUCGAGGAGCGCUUCAGCGGAAAGGCGCGCGGCGGUAAACUAGCGCGUCGUGCGCGCUCCUUCAAGGAGGACUUUCUGGAAAAGCUCUCCCACAUGCGUUCUCCUGGUAGCGGCAGCGGCGGCGGUGGCGGCGGAGGCAGCGGGGCGGCCACGAGGGCCGCUUCGCCCUCGUCACCGCGUACGCCGCGGGACAAGAACGCCUCGGGCACCAACGACUCCGGCACCACUCUGGAUAAGAAUCCCCUACGCGACCUGCACAUCCACGUACGGCAGGUGCAGCUGGCACUGCUCCACUUUCGGGAUGUCGUAUCCAAAAAGAAGCUCGAGAUGCUGCCCGGGAACGGCACGAUCGUCCUUGAUACCGUUACCACGAUACAUAACGCAUUGAAAUCCUACCUGCUCUACGAUAACAGCUCCACGCUGGGAUCUGCCACGAAUCAAGUGUACCAAGCGUUAGCGCAAUUGCUGAAACUCUGUGACGAUGUAUUGCUGCAUGGUGAUCAAUCUUCUGCUUUGGACACCGAAAACGUGACGCACGUUAUUGGAUUGGUUGAGGAAGCGGUGAAAAAUCUAGUAGCUCUGGCGCAUGAGAAAAUCGCUAACAAGCAGAAACCUCCAUCUACUACAAAUAGUAACAGAACUUCCGGGUAUGGAUCGGAACUAACACAAAGAAAUUCUCUACCGGAUAUACCAUUGACACCAAGAGAACGGCAGAUCUUGGAACAAACGGCAGCGAGUAGUAGCUUGGUUCGCAGCUCGCAUAGCUCCGAGUCGAUUUUACGGGAUUCUAGUCCACCUCCGAAACCACCGCUGCCCGACAGAACAAAUGUAUGUUUGUCGGAGGAAAACAGCUCUUCUGGCACACCUCCUCCGUUACCACCGAAGAGAAGAACGAGGACCCAACAACUUCUCGACGAAUCGGACGGUCUUCUGGCAUCUAGUCUUGAUAGGGUAUCUCUCCGAAGUCGAUCCCCAGAAGAUUCGUCAUCUCUUCUGAGCGCGUCGGCCGGUAGUUUGGAUUCAGCUCUGAAUCAUUCCCGAGACGAGGACGAGAUUCGAGCUAUAAUGGGACCAAAUGACGAAUCUUUAAAUGAUAGUAUGGACCUAAGUCUCAUGGCUACUAUUCAAGGCAUGCAAGUUAAUGGUACUUCAAACUGUAAUUGCUGGGACAGUUCAGAAAAUAAUAUACCAAGUACUAUGUUGUUAGGCCAACAAACACCUCAAGAAAUGCUUAAUCCAUUCACUGGUAUAGAAGGAAAGAUGGAACGUUUGUCUACUCAAACACAGGAAUCAGGCUUUGUUUCUAUGCACUCUCAACGAAGCUCAUCCCAAAGUUAUACCGCAUCCAGCAUGACAUCUAAGAGAUCGUCGCAGCAGAGCAGCAUUAGUUAUAAUUCCCAAUCGUUUAGUGCACAACAACAAUCGUUUUCGCAGACCAAAUUAUCCUCGGACAGUAACGGCUCUAUUUUUACACAGAAAACGAUGAGUAGUUCCAAAAGUACUAUUAGCACGACUAACGCGUCUGGAAAUGGGGACCCAGUAUUAUUAGAGAAAUUGGAAAUGGAAUCCGUAGCUACAUCCGAUUCUAACGAAGCGCCUCCAGCAUUGCCAGAGAAGCGGUUCAAACGAAGAAAAGAACGACAACCGUCGCAGUAUGAUAAUGUACCAGAAAAUGAGCAUUUAUCCACAUGCACUUUACACACUAGUAACGGAGAUAAUCCGGAUGCCAACAAACCACCCCCUCUGCCUCUAAAGAAACGACACAUGUUCCAAUCAGUGGCAUAUUCUGUUAUGGCGUACAUGGAGAUGUUCGGUAACUGCUCCCACAGUAAUAAUGAUUUUAUCUCUGGUCUUGGUACUCGUCAUUCUGUGGCAGCUUACAAUUCGAUGCAAGCGGAAUGGCAGCAGCACGAGAUGUCCCUUACCACAACCCAAUCGUGUUCCUUUAUGGCGCAUACUGUGACUGCUUUACACGAUAGCUCAAGCCUUUCUGUGACUACGACACCGAGCUCAGUAGAGACGAUAAAUAAUUCUAGUCUGCCCCCGGCAUUACCACCAAAGAGAUCUCGUUCCAUUAAGUCAAACAUUACACCUCCACCAAUAUCACCAAAACCCACCAUUAGCAUGCAGAGUAUUCAUAACUCGGAUCCUCUCGUGACAUCGACGCCUCUAAAGUCAGAGGAACCAUACAUACACGAAAAGAAAGAUGUUACACCUUCCACUCCAGUAAAAUUGAAUAAUAAUGUCAUUAUGGACACAGUAUUACCAUCGUCUAGACCUGCUAGUAAUGCACUUUCUUCCAUAUCAGUUGAUGAAAAUACUCUUGAACUAAGGGAUAUCGAUCAAGAUGAUAGUAUUUUAGAUGAAUUAGAUAUUAGCAAAUAUUUAGUAUUUAAAAAGCCCGAUGAAGAAGGUCCAGAUAUACGUGGUGGACAUCCAGAUGCAUUAUUAAUCCACGCGACGAAAGCAAAUAAACACGAUGAAAAGGAAUCAGAUUUUCUGUACCAAGAAGCGUUUUUAACGACAUAUAGAACCUUCAUCCAACCAUUAGAAUUAAUUCGUAAACUACAUAGACGUCAUCAACGUUUUUCAUGUUCUCCAGAUGUUGUCAAACAAAGAGCCGCGCGUGAAGCAUUUUCUUUACUUGUUAGAGUCGUUAGUGAUUUAACAAUAUCUGAUCUUGAUGAUAUUCUUCUGCAAACUUUAAUGGAAUUUGUACAGCAAUUAGUGUGCAGCGGAGAUCUCACUAUGGCCAAAGCGUUACGAGUUAAAAUUUUAGAAAAGCACACUAUGAAGCAAUUACAAGCAGCACAACCAAUUCUCUCGUCUCUAAGUGUAACAACGAAACAAGCUUCUUUAUUAGAUUUUAAAAGCGAACAGAUUGCGGAACAAAUGACACUCCUUGACGCCGAUUUAUUUAUGAAAAUAGAAAUUCCGGAAGUAUUGAUUUGGGCGCAGGAGCAGAACGAAGAGAGAAGUCCGAAUCUCACAAGAUUUACUGAACACUUUAAUAAAAUGUCGUACUGGGCACGAUCUAGGAUAUUAGAACACCGAUUGGAAAAUGAGGCGAAAGAUAGAGAGAAAUAUGUUGUAAAGUUCAUCAAAAUAAUGAAGCAUCUUAGGAAAAUUAAUAAUUUUAACAGCUAUCUUGCAUUAUUAUCUGCAUUGGAUAGUGCACCCAUUAGGAGACUCGAAUGGCAAAAGCACAUUACGGAAGGUCUCAAGGAAUAUUGUGCUCUCAUUGAUAGCUCUAGCAGCUUCCGAGCUUAUAGGCAAGCUUUAGCAGAAACACAACCGCCAUGUAUUCCUUACAUCGGACUUGUUUUACAAGAUCUUACGUUUGUGCAUAUUGGAAAUAGCGAUUUAUUACCAGAUGGCACUAUAAAUUUUUCCAAACGAUGGCAACAAUUUAAUAUUGUUGAAAAUAUGAAAAGAUUUAAGAAAGGCACAUACUCUUUUAAGAAACACGAACGCAUUAUGACGUUUUUCAACAACUUCAGUGAUUUCCUCUGUGAGGAGGCUAUGUGGCAAAUUUCCGAAAGCAUUAAGCCACGCGGUGGCAAGAAAGCACAACCGCAAAACUAGAAUAUACCUAACCCUUUCACUGCCUGCGUCUCGAAAGGCUGAAACAGUGAAUUAGGAAGUUUAUAUUUAUAGGUAUAUACUUUUUGCGGAAAAAAACAAGAAAAAUUCUACAACGCUCUAAGAGCGGUGAAAGGGUUAGCAAGUCUAUCCCGAUUCGACAGCCUCUGUGAGGUUGUGUCUUAUAUUAUUAAGCGUCAUGAAAAUUUUAGUAUGCAAAAAUGGUAAACUCCAUAUUUAACACAUUCAUUAUAACACAUUAUUUCAUUUAAAGUAAUUACAUUUGCGAGCAUCAAUCAGAGAUCAAAAUACCAAAACUCACUUUGACUAAAGAAAAUUUGUGUGGGUAAACUCGAUAUUCAAAAGCAUUUUAAAGAGUCUUUCUGUUUGUUACAAACCAAUAUACGUAUUUGCUAUGAAAAUACGCAAUUUCUAGACUUAACUACAUGCUGUAACGACGUUUAUCAUAAUAUUAAUGAAAAAAACCCCAAUCUUCAACUAUUCUAGAUACAUUUAAGAACAAUUUUUAUUUAUUUGCCUUUGCUAGCGAAUUGUAUAAAGUACUAAGUGUUCUUUUUUUCCUUUUUAAUUUAUUUAGAUGUAUGUAAACGUCCAUUUCUAGCUUUAUGUAGGUAAGCAAAUUUUCGAGCGUCAACAGAACACUGUUGAUUACACAAGGAUGAACACCAAUUACGUUGAUUAAUGUAGGGCCAUUGUAGUCUCGUGUUUGCGCUCUGCUACGCGCGUAUCGGGACACAUGGUACGACUGAGCGCAACUGUUACAUAUACUAUUGUAUAUGAUGAUAGAGAAAACAUUUUUUGUUGGCAACUUGUUAAUAGGUCUCAGAGCUUUCAGCUUUUAAUCACAUGACUAACGAUUAGGUAAAUUUAAUCUGAAUUAUAUAACAAAAGACAAAUUAAAUUCAAGUUUGAUUUAACUCGAUAACUUGCAGUUAUAGGCAGUUUUUUAAAUUAAAACUAAUUUCUUCAAGAUCGAAUGCUAACUCUUACAUGAUACAUUCCGUAGGUUAAAGAGAAAAAUCGGAUUCAUUUUAUCGCUGUUGAAAAUAUUCUCUUGUGUACUUCUUUCUAAUUUUUAACAUGUACCGAUACAGCUUUUAUUAGUUUUAGAUAUAAAAAGGUUGCCAUAUAAUAAUAAUUUAGCAGUUUGCGUGCCUCUGUCUUAAAGAAUGAAUCUUAAAGUGAAUGACUAUACUUCUUUACUUUUUUUGGCUUAUUAUUUGGUGAAAUUAUUACGAUUAUUUUGUAAUAAUAGCCAAUUUAUUGAUUCUCAAACUUCAUCCUUGAUGUGCAUACGCACAUAUACGUGUAUAAUAUCAACAUUUGUAAUACGUAGUAAUACCUACAGCAACAAAAAGGGCCUAAGCAUUUAAUUAACAAUUGAUGUUCUAGUACAAAACACGGGUAAUAAUAAUCCAUAUAAAUUAAUUGCCAGGAUAAAUACGCGAAAUUUUAAACAAGUAGUUACAAAGCUGCCAUAUACGUAUAAAAGUGUGGGUUGAAUUCUAUAAUGGGUUGAAUUCUGUAAAGUAAACUUUUGCCCACAGACUUAGAUAGAAAGGUAUAAUCUGAUUUUUGUUAUCCUUGACAAUUAUUGUAAUUACACUGAUUUGAUAUUUAUGGCAACUGCGUAUAGAGAGAAAAAAAUUUUCUUGAUUGAAAAACUAAUGUGAUAAAAUUGGCUAAUAUGUAUGUAAGCGAAAUUGUAUAUAAUGUUCUGUUUAUUUAUAUUACUUAUUGACAAUGUAAAAUCAUCAUUUGUAGAAUCUUUUGGAGAAAUAGUUAGAUACACUCAUGAUAUGUAAUACAUAUGUAGUAGCGAUAGUACAUAUAUAUUAGUGUUACUUCUGUAUCAUUGUUUUUGAUUCACACACCAUACGCGAAUGAAUGCAAGUGUGCGUCUUAUUUGUUUUGUCCAUUCUAGCUAAUGUCAAAUGCUUCAUUUGACGUAGGAAGAGUAAGCAGAGAUCUAUUAACGCUGUAAAUAAUUUAAUUGUAUGCAUAAUUGAAUUUAUGCGCAUGUAUCUAGCCAUUAUAUAAUUGUAAAUGUACAGUGUAUUGCAUUGAGUUAGUAAUUCUUAAGUUGGUCGAGAAUCAUUGUGAUGUCACGUUAGGUUUGCACGUAGCGCACAUGUAUGAUUUUUAAAAAUAUUAUCCUUAUUCAAUUGUGAAUUAAGCGAUGAGCGAUUGUAAACGAUUUAUAUUUUAUUUACUUUCUUUUUAUCGAUUAGAUUAUUUUUCUUUGAGGCAGCUAUAUUUUUACAUGUAGACUUUUAAUCAUAUCUUUAUCUUCCGAUGUUGAUAUAUAAUUAAUGUUUAUAUUUUGUAUGAUAUUUUUGGAAAUUCUGGCGAUAGUCGAAGACCCUUUGCAAGACCAUUGUAUGUACUGGAAUUGUAUCAUAAUUUCUAUAACGCGCGAAUAUUUUGUUAGACUAUUAGCAGAAUUUUCCCUUUGCAUAUUACAUACGAAUAUAUAAGUAAAUACAUAAUUUUAAGUAUUAUACUACCAAAAUACGAGUGAGAUGAUCCAUUGAUUGUGCAACGAAGAACUUAGACUCGAUUUACCGAUUUAGAUAGGCAAUUAAACUGCUUUGCGAAUAGGAAAAAAAAUUGAGUUGCUAAGAAGACGGAAAAACAAUUGCUGCAAUUGCUUCUUGCGCUCGAUACACAACUAUAAAACUAGGAUAGGCGAUAAUGUAAUUGUUAUUCUUCUUUUUCUAUCAUUUGCUGAAUGUCUUUUAGCUUCAGAGGAACAGUCUGUAACGGAAAUGGACUCUAAAGAGCAAUCGCUGUUAACUUUAAAGUUACAAUCGAAUAUGUGUAAUUUAUUGCAUAUAUACUCGGACUCUAAGGCGAGGCUUAUUUGCAAACACUCGAAAAUCCAAUCGUACAAUAUUUAUUGCAUUGUGUAUAUAUACAUAUGUGUUAUUAAUCUAGUCUAAUAAUACGAAACAAACUGCGUUGUCAAUAUUUAAACGUACACUUCUCAGCGUUCGAAGUUCUAAAAGGAAAAAUAAGUUUUUCCAUAUCGGAAAACGGGCUUGCGUCGGAAUUACUAGGCCCAUCCUCCCGUUGCACAUGGGCUUCCCCUUUUCCUUCGGUUGGGCGUGAAUUCUUCGCGUGGCCGAAACUCGCGAAUGCAAUUGAAUCAAAUAACUCUCGCCGAACAAAUGGAUCAUUAACGUUUUUCUGCGUGUACCGUCGAAGUGGAAGGCGAUAGAACGAGGAACUCGCCGCAAACCGUCGCGGAAAGAGAACACGGUAUCCGGACGGUCGAUUUUGUCGAUCGUCGCAGGGAGCUCAUACUCGCUGUGGUAUUCCGCGUCGGUUUUGGGCCGGUCUUCGUCCAUAGCGAAUACCGAAUAAGUAAACCGAAACAAGUAAUAAUCGCUAUCGAUGUGUUUUAUCAAGUCCUUCGUCGAAAGAUUACAUGUAUGUAACUUUGCACUCGAGUAGAUCUCACGGUAAAUAUUUAGAAAGUAUCACGCAUACUUAGGAGUACGCAUUGACGCUUCUCCUUGAUUUACAUUUCGUAUUUAUUACCGCAGCGACAAAGAUGACAUAUCCAUAAAAUGCUACUUAUAGGACGGUAAAUAUUAGAGAAGAAAGAAAAAUGUGUAUUAAGAUACUGUCUGAAAUAAUAUAACUUUAAUGCUCCAGAAAUUGAUUUAGUUGCUUACGCCAUGUAAUCGCAAGCACGACUAUAAUUGUAAUAUACAUUUUUUUUCUAGUAUACACACAUACACACACAUAUAUACAUAGAAUGUUUCAAAAAUAGAUGGCUAAAUUUUGAAGCAUAUUCACCACGAGAUUGAAAAAAAGAAAAACAUAAAAAUUAAAAAAUGCUUUCUUUUGCGAGUUAUAAGCCUUUUUUUAUUAAUAGCAUUUCUUGAUAAUAUUUAUAUCCUUCGAUGGAUUGGCAAAUUGGGACCAAUUACACAGUUUGCACAUUCUCCCGUUUUUAAUCCUUUGGAUUUUUAUUUAUAGAAACAUGUCAAGUUUUUCGCUUGUGAUGCUCGUGUUGCUAUUAUGAAAUGUUUUUCGAAAUCUUAUUACAACUUGGUAUGAUAACAUUUGCAGUAUUCUGAAAAAUUUUAAUGAUAGUUCAUUAAAUGAAGCAUUACUGCGAAAAAGUCAUUUUUAACAAUUUUUUUGUCGUAAAUAAAAAAUAUUUAUAAUUUGGAAAGCAGAGAAGAUGGCAAAUCACUCUAAUUAUUGUUCCUUCAGCAUAUAUAUAAAUCUAAAAUAAGAAGGUUCCUAGUCUCUCAAAGCCUCUGAAAAGGCUCGUUGUGCGAGUUACAUAAUCACAGGGGUCACAGGACAACCUUAUGAUUAAAGAUAGGGAGAUCUCACAUAAUUUAUCUCAUAGUUUAGAAAGGUAUUGUCCUGUAUUCACAUGACUUUUUUCCAUUUUUACUAUAAAGAGAAAAUUAAAAUACGUUCUUAAAACUCUUAGGCAUCUAUUUUUAAAACGUUAUACAUACAGACGUACACGCAGAGUACAGAAAAAAAUAAAACACGUGCAUUUCAAAUAAAUUGUUAAUCUCAUUGAGUUUUAGUUAAAAAUAGCUAAUUGUAAUCUGAAAAUUGGCUUUUUCAAGGCGCGUACAAUCCAGCGGAGGAUACAUGGAGGACACAGAUCUGAGUUUGCGUUUUAAUAUUCUAGUAUUAUAACAAUAGUCAAUAAAAAAUUAGCAAUUCAACCUGAACAUAAAAAGAGAAACGAAAGAGAAAGUAUAGCGGUAUAAAAAUUGAUAUUUCGAUCGCUCAUGUUUUUGAAUAUAAGCAAUAUCUCGCUGCAUUUAACAUCAAUCAAAUCUCUUCAGGGUUCUGUGUCAUACAGCUACUUUGCAUAAUCGUUAGGCGACGAUGGGACUGUAACUUUUGGAAUUUAUAAAAAUGCACAUCGUAUGUACAUCGCGAUACAAGGAUUCCAUUCGCGACAAGUUCCCUCGAUCGCUUCCCGAUCGACAAUGAUCUUGAAUCUUUAUAAACUCGUGAUACGCGUAUAUUCAAUAUCGUAUAUCUGUCAGAAAGAAGCAUGCAGGCCGUACUUUUUAGACUGUUUAGACGUCGAGAGGAAGGCGAGUACGUGGCGACGGAUCACUAUUCAAUAUUUUACGGAAUAUAUGUAUCUCAUUCUCGUAGGGAUUUACGAAAAACUGUGCACACCAUAACGAGGUAUACAAUUAUCAAGGAAAAAGAAAAAAAAACGAAAGCGGACAAUUGAUUGAAGCAUAUCAUUUGUAAGUAACGUGAUAUUACUAAGUGUUAUCGCGACGUCCCUCUUGACUUUUACGCUGUAACGAUAAUGUGGGAGGUUUUAACCGAGGCACACGGGCGAAAUGUGUAUAUCGUGCUCACACGCGUUUUCAUCGUACGACUUUAUUCCGUAGCCUAUCGUCAUAUUUUUCUAUCUGUAUUUUUAGUACGAUCAUACACGAACGUGUAUGCGCGCGUCACGGUACAACGGAUAAAAUUUGUAUCGGGCGAUCUUUUCAUGUCGAUGCAAUUAAUGUUUAAUCUCCUUCGUGAAACUUAUAUAUCUAUACGCGCGGAUAUAUUUUUCCUUUUUCCUUUGUAUUACGGACAAUUUGUAUGCGUAAAGUUUUGGGUCAAAUGUUACUGCUUUCUUUGUAAUGAAUGUACGAAGAAGUGAAAUAAAAAUGUGUUAGUCGAUGGUA